GCAAGAGUGACGUGAGUCAAUCGAUAUGCGCAUGCGUUACCCCGGAUAAAACACGUGAAGAAGCAUGGCAGACAAACCUGAAGAGUUGGCGCUGGACCGGGUGCAGGUAAAGAAGGCAGUUCAAGCACUGCAGGCUUUCCUGAAGACUAAGUCUACCCCAGACUCCCUGCUCCUGGACGAGAGUCAACACCUAUCCCUCCUCUUUACACUAUGGAAAAUCCCCAAGCAGGCCCAGACCAUCCGGAUCCCCUUGCCUCAUGGCAUCCGCACCAACACAGAUGAGGUGUGUCUCUUCACCAGAGAUGAGCCCAACAUGACCCCCGACCAGACCCAGAGGUUCUACAAAAAACUACUGGCUGAGAGAGGGGUCAAGAAUGUCACAGAGGUGAUCCCUUACAGAACGCUGAGGACUGAGUACAAGCCCUUUGAGGCCAAACGAAGGCUGCUGGGGAAUUUUGACAUGUUCCUGUCAGACGACCGUGUUCGUCGCCUGCUGUCCUCACACAUUGGCAAGCACUUUUACGAGAGGAAAAAGGAUCCUUUGUCAGUAAACCUGAAGAGCAAGAAGCUGGCCUUGGACAUCCAGCGAACCAUCCAGGGAACAACCAUCUCCAUUUCUAAGAAAGGCUGCUGCUGCAUGGCUCGUGUGGCCCACUCUGGGAUGGCUGCAGAUGAAAUAGCCGAGAAUAUCGACUCGGCUGUUAGCACCAUCGUGACCAAACUACGCAUGAAAGGACCAUUGAUAAAGAUCAUCCACCUGAAGAGCCAGUCAUCAGUAGCUCUGCCCAUCUACACCUCUAACAUGAACCACCUGACCCUCUUAGAGGAGACACAGAAACAGGCCCGCGCAGCCAUGGACGCAAAGAAAAAUGCAAGCAAACAAAAGUCUGCUAAGAAGGAACAGAAGUCUACAGAAAGAAAUACUGGUGCUGAAGUAGAGGAAGAGAUUCCACAGCUUSUUCCCAUGGUAACGCCAAGUAAAAAGGCUAAACUGGAGAAGCAGACCAAGAAGGGGCUUGAGAAGGCUCCCAACCCGACAGGGGGGAAGAAGGCUCCCAACCCGACAGGGGGGAAGAAGGCUCCCAACCCGACAGGGGGGAAGAAGGCUCCCAACCCGACAGGGGGGAAGAAGGCUCCCAACCCGACAGGGGGGAAGAAGGCUCCCAACCCGACAGGGGGGAAGACAGCUAUGAGAAGAAAAAGGAACAAGAAGACUGCUUAAAGGAAAGUGCCUCAAUCUUGAUGACUGUUUUGUCUUGACAACUCAAUGAACAAAGCAUUCCUCUCCAUUAAUGUCUGUGUAUUACUCCCCCUUUCUCUACGUGGAACUCUGACUUCACACUGAUUAUAAAGGACUGGUUUAUAAAUAUAGAACUGUUAACAUUUCAGUUUGUUGAAUUGAUCCAAGGACAAACUCAAAUGAGCUGCAAUUGUCUGUCUGCCUCAAAGGGUUGUUUAAUAUCAUCUUGUGUAAGCUCUACUUGUAAAUUAAAAAUACUACUAAAGUA
Molecule: messenger RNA, 1508 nt
Organism: Salvelinus sp. IW2-2015
Lineage: Eukaryota; Metazoa; Chordata; Actinopteri; Salmoniformes; Salmonidae
Gene: rsl1d1
Product: ribosomal L1 domain containing 1
Source: RefSeq, a predicted model, not a curated record